AUGGAUCAGUUCAUCUCAGCCUUCCUGUCAGGAACAAAGUUUCAACAGUUGUCUUCUGAAUUUUUACCUUACUACUCCACAUUAAUCAGUAAGGCAGGAGGCAUGCUCUCUCAAGAAACCCUCAAUAGUAUUCAAACAGCUCUUAAAGAGGGGAAGUUAAAGGAUAUGGUUGACAAGAUUCAAGAAUCACUUGUGGAAGCUGAGAAUGCUCCCUUGAAUGUGGCUGUUAUUGGGGAGUCUGGAACUGGGAAGUCCAGUUUCAUCAAUGCCCUUCGAGGGCUGAGUCAUGAAGAUGAGGGGUCUGCUGAUGUUGGUGUUGUGGAGACUACUAUGAAGAAAACUCCCUAUCAACAUCCAAAAUAUCCCAAAGUGACCUUCUGGGACCUGCCUGGAACUGGGACCCCCAAAUUCCUUCCAGAGACUUAUCUAGAAACAGUGGGAUUUGAUGACUAUGACUUCUUCAUAAUUAUUUCUUCCACUCGUUUCAAAAACAAUGAUGCUGUACUGGCACAGGCAAUCAAGAAUAGGGGGAGGAACUUCUACUUCGUGAGAACUAAAGUGGACGAUGAUUUAUAUAAUGAAGAGAUAAGCAAACCCAAGUCUUUCAACAAGGAGAGAGUACUUCAACAGAUUCGAGACAGCUGCCUGGCAAAUCUCAGUGACAUUGGAGUGGCCGAGCUAGACACCUUCUUGGUCUCCAACUUUGACAUGACUGACUUUGAUUUCCCAAGGCUGGAGGAGACACUGCUAAAGGAUCUCCCUGCUCACAAGCGCCACACCCUUGUGCUCCUACUGCCCUGCUUGUCUGAGGCUGCCAUUGAGAUGAAGAGAAAUUUCCUCAAGCAGAAGAUCUGGCUGGAUGCCCUGAAGACAUCGGCUUUGUCCUUCAUUCCUCUCAUGCCAUUCAUCUAUGGCUUUGAUUUGUCUGAGCAGGAAAAAUGCUUGUACCUUUACCGAAGCUAUUUUGAUUUGGAUGAUAAAUCCAUCCAAAAGAUUGCCCAGAACUUGGGCACAUCUGUGCAGGAGCUUACAAGCUCCAUGAAGUCCUUGGAUUUUCCUUCACUUGUGAAAGAUGAUGUUAUAGUGGAAAAGGCCAAAAAUUGUGUUGAAUCCUACUGCUCAGUGAAUGGAGGUCCCACAUCUUCUGUCUUACAGUUUGUGAAAACCUAUUUUCUACAUUUGAAAUUCCUUAACACAGUGGCUGAUGAUGCCAAAAUUAUCUUGCACAAGACUUUAGAGAGCUGA
Orycteropus afer afer is the source of this 1245-nucleotide messenger RNA. RefSeq names its product T-cell-specific guanine nucleotide triphosphate-binding protein 2-like. The record is from RefSeq and is a predicted model, not a curated record. The transcript has a single exon. Lineage: Eukaryota; Metazoa; Chordata; Mammalia; Tubulidentata; Orycteropodidae. Bases 1 to 1245 code for a protein of 414 amino acids. Gene Ontology annotation, molecular function: GTP binding; GTPase activity. Gene Ontology annotation, biological process: defense response; cellular response to interferon-beta. Gene Ontology annotation, cellular component: endoplasmic reticulum membrane.